AAGCACAAGCCACCUCCAUAGUCCUAUAAAUAAAGGCACAUUUCUGGCUCUCAAAACACAUCAACUUCAAACACAUACAUAUAGUUCUGUAAGGGGUAAAAAUGAAUUCCCUUAGUCUCAUAGCAACAACACUCUGCUGCAUAGUUGUGUUUGGAGGAUUACCCUUCUCCUCAAAUGCACAACUUGAUCCAUUCUUUUACAUCAAAACUUGUCCCCAAUUGCAUUCUAUUGUGUAUAAAAUCUUAUUCGACAUUUCUAGGACGGAUACUCGAAUGCCAGCGAGUAUCAUCAGACUUCACUUUCAUGAUUGUUUUGUUCAAGGUUGUGAUGCAUCAGUUUUGUUGAACAAGACUUCGACUGUUGUGAGUGAACAGGAUGCUUUUCCAAAUAUCAACUCUUUAAGAGGAAUUAAUGUUAUAAACGACCUUAAGACUGCGGUGGAAAAAGCUUGUCCUAAUAAAGUUUCUUGUGCUGAUAUUCUUACACUCGCUGCUGGAAUAUCUUCUGUUUUGACUGGAGGUCCAGGUUGGUGGGUUCCACUCGGAAGAAGGGAUAGUCUUACGGCAAACCAAACCGCUGCUAAUAUUAACCUUCCAGGUCCCAAUUUCAAUCUUACUCAACUAAAAAAAGCAUUUGCUGAUCAAGGCCUCAACACGGUUGAUCUAGUAGCACUCUCAGGUGCUCAUACAUUUGGAAGAGCACGUUGCCUUUUCAUUGUUGAUCGAUUAUAUAACUUUAGCAAUACUGGUAAACCCGAUCCAACUCUUGAUACAACAUACCUAAAAGAAUUGCAAACACAAUGUCCAAGAAAUGGAGAUGGAAAUAACCGUGUCAAUUUUGACCCAACUACUCCUGAUAAAUUGGACAAGAACUUCUACAACAAUCUUCAAGUUAAAAAGGGUUUACUUCAAAGUGACCAAGAAUUGUUCUCAACGCCCGGUGCAGAUACCAUUAGCACUGUCAAUAGUUUCGCCGCUAACCAAAAUGUUUUCUUUCAGAAUUUUGUGAAUUCAAUGAUUAAAAUGGGUAAUAUUGGUGUGCUUACCGGAAACAAAGGAGAAAUUAGAAAACAAUGUAACUUUGUUAACAAGAAAUCUUCUGAAUUGGAUCUUGCCAUAGAAUUAUUAGAGGGGGAGGAUAUGGUUAGUUCAAUCUAAAUGAAUGUUGGUUACUUUAGUUGAAAUAUGGUGAUUGGAAGUCACUAAUAAAGAAGUGAUGGCUAUCUAGGUACAUUUGUGCCAUGAGCUAUUGUGUGUUAUGUGCUUUGUGUGUGUAAGAUAAUCUUCUUUCAUGUAAUGUUCUUAAUAAUACCCAAUCUUUCUAUCACAA
This is a messenger RNA of Trifolium pratense (red clover), 1329 nucleotides long. Its product is annotated as peroxidase E5-like. The coding region runs from base 102 to 1157 and encodes 351 amino acids. Lineage: Eukaryota; Viridiplantae; Streptophyta; Magnoliopsida; Fabales; Fabaceae. The record is from RefSeq and is a predicted model, not a curated record. Gene Ontology annotation, biological process: hydrogen peroxide catabolic process; response to oxidative stress. Gene Ontology annotation, molecular function: heme binding; peroxidase activity. The transcript has 4 exons.